Mangifera indica (mango) is the source of this 2851-nucleotide messenger RNA. Its product is annotated as hydroxyproline O-galactosyltransferase GALT6-like. NCBI's taxonomy places the organism in Eukaryota, Viridiplantae, Streptophyta, Magnoliopsida, Sapindales, Anacardiaceae. Gene Ontology annotation, cellular component: Golgi membrane. Gene Ontology annotation, molecular function: galactosyltransferase activity; carbohydrate binding. The coding region runs from base 414 to 2426 and encodes 670 amino acids. The record is from RefSeq and is a predicted model, not a curated record. The transcript is spliced from 7 exons.
AAGUCCUCCACUCCACCAUUCUCUUCAUUUCUUACUUGAUCAGCAUUGCCAUUGCCAUCGCCAUUGCCAUUAGUUUUUUCCAUUGCAGACCAAACCCAGCUAUACGACAGCCUAAGAUCUGGAUGGAAGGCAAUGGGAUUUUGCAUUAAAUGAUUUUUUUAAAUAAUACUUUGCUUUUUUGCCAUUUAAAGCAAAAUAAAAUAUAAAGAAUUUAAUUUCCAUUUCCCUUUCCCUUUCCCUUUCCCUUUCAGUUCAUUUCUUUCAAGCAAGUGCUGACUCUUAACUGCCUUAACACUUUUCUCUCUUCCCAGUUUCCUCGCCUUAUUGGGUUAGUUUUGUCCAACAGCGGACGAUAAUACAACCCAAACACUGUGAUCCUGUCCUCGGUUUUUUUAUUUGACUGUUUUUUCAAAAUGAAGCGGGGGAAAUUUGAGUCGGUUUUGACGUUGAGUCGACUCAGGAUGAUUAAAUUUCUGAUGGGUGUUUUGUUUAGUUACCUUCUCUUCAUGAGCUUUGAAAUUCCUCUUGUUUUCAGAACUGCCGACUCUGAGUCCGAUGAUGGGUCUAUUGGGUUCUUCGAUAACGCUUUGCCCAAGCAUGUGCUGCUUGAAACCGAGUCUGAAGAGUUGAACGCGGCGAGUCGACCUUCAAGGGACGAUUUUAAUAGUUUUUCACGGACACCGGAGCGGAGAAUGCGGGAGUUCAAGAAAGUUUCCGGCUUGUUCUUCAACGAGAGCACACUUGAAGACAUUGAAGGAAGUAAAGACGAGUUCUCUUUUCUCCACAAGACGGCGAAGCAAGCGUGGCUGGUUGGUAAGAAAGUUUGGGAGGAACUUGAAUCCGGGAAAACCGUUGCUUCAACCAAGCCCCAAACAAACAAGACGGUGGAGAACAAAUCGGAGUCUUGUCCGCAUUCGAUUAGGAUGUCCGGGUCGGAUUUUUUAAAGAGGGGUCAUCUCAUGGUGCUGCCGUGUGGAUUAACACUGGGUUCGCAUAUUACUGUUAUUGGUUUGCCGCAUUGGGCACAUCCGGAGAAUGAUCCGAAGAUAGCGACGUUGAAAGAAGGGGAGGAGUCUUUGAUGGUUUCCCAGUUUAUAAUGGAGUUGCAGGGUUUAAAGACGGUGGAUGGGGAGGACCCACCGAGGAUUUUGCAUUUUAAUCCGAGAUUGAAGGGUGAUUGGAGCGGCAAGCCUGUGAUUGAAAUGAACACUUGCUAUAGGAUGCAGUGGGGUUCGGCUCAUAGAUGUGAAGGCUGGAAAUCUAGAGCUGAUGACGAAACUAUUGAUGGACGAGUGAAAUGUGAGAAAUGGAUUCGUGAUGAUGACGAUCACUUAGAAGAAUCUAAGGCCACAUGGUGGUUGAACAGGCUGAUUGGGCGAACCAAGAAAGUGACAUUUGAAUGGCCAUACCCAUUUGCAGAGGGCAAGUUAUUUGUUCUUACGAUACAAGCUGGCUUUGAAGGCUACCAUAUUAAUAUCGAUGGAAACCAUAUUGCGUCUUUUCCUUAUCGAACUGGAUUUGCUCUUGAGGAUGCCACUGGACUAGCUGUGAAUGGUAAUGUUGAUGUGCACGCUAUAUAUGCUGCUUCCUUACCCACUUCUCAUCCAAGUUUUGAUCCCCAAAAGCAUCUUGAAAUGAUAAGUAAGUGGCAAGCUCCACCUUUACCUCACGGACAGGUGGAGCUUUUUAUUGGAAUCCUUUCUGCUGGCAACCAUUUUGCUGAGCGGAUGGCUGUGAGGAAGUCUUGGAUGCAACACAAGUUAAUUAAAUCUUCCAAAGUGGUGGCUCGGUUUUUUGUUGCACUGCAUGGAAGAAAAGAAGUGAAUGUGGACCUAAAGAAAGAAGCAGAGUAUUUUGGUGAUAUUGUGAUAGUUCCUUACAUGGAUGCUUAUGACCUUGUUGUACUGAAGACUGUUGCAAUCUGUGAAUAUGGGGUUCGCACAGUUGCUGCAAAGUAUAUCAUGAAGUGUGAUGAUGACACAUUUGUUCGGGUGGAUGCUGUCAUCAAGGAAGCAAAGAAAGUCAAUAGAGAUAAGAGCCUGUAUAUUGGGAACAUAAAUUACUAUCACAAGCCCCUCCGUAAUGGAAAAUGGGCAGUAACAUAUGAGGAAUGGCCUGAAGAAGAUUAUCCACCAUAUGCAAAUGGUCCAGGUUAUAUUUUGUCUUCUGACAUUGGACAUUUUAUCGUAAAUGAAUUUGAAAAACACAUGCUAAGAUUGUUCAAGAUGGAAGACGUGAGCAUGGGAAUGUGGGUGGAAAAGUUCAAUAGUACAAAACCAGUUGAGUAUGUUCAUAGUUUGAAGUUCUGCCAGCAUGGGUGCAUCGAAGACUAUUAUACUGCUCAUUACCAAUCUCCUAGACAGAUGACAUGCUUGUGGGGUAAGUUGCAAAAGCGAGGAAAGCCACAGUGCUGCAACAUGAGAUGAUAAUGCCAUGUUGUCCAGUUGCAGUAUGGUAAAUCUGAGAACAAUUUUGCAGUCAUAGUAAGUCUCUGUGUAUAUUUAGUGGGAUUGAAGUGAUAGGGUUAGGCCAGUUCUCUCCCUUUCAUCACCGAUUCUAUGUUUUGGCCAUUUAUGAUUUAACUUUGUAUUCUUCCAAAUUUACCGCUCGUAAAUGUAAGAAUAGUGACGGAACAAAACUUUAGGAAUAUAUACAAGGUUUUCUUUCAUAGACCACACCUGGAUUGUAUUCCCAAAACCAGUGAAACCCUGUAUCUUUUAGCUAAAUGUUCAAGUUGGGGGGUUUCAUUUGUGACUAUUUAAUAUAACACCCUGUUGUAAUUGGAAACACAGGCGGAGAAUGAAAGUAUUUAUGGUUCAUUCUCUCUUGAGGAUGGAGUUGCAAACUAAAA